ACUAAUUAAAAAUAGAGCUCCACCUUUCCAUGCAAAUCCAUUCUUGAAUCUGGCCAUGUUCACGACCUAUAAAUCCAUGGCUUCCCUAGCCCGUCCCACUCAGGGUCCAGCUCCAAACUGUGAGCUUUUUUCCCCUUCUCUUCUCCUCUCUCUGGAUACUUCUCAUUCACCAGCCACCACAACACACACACACACAUGGCUGAGCCGCAUGGACGUUUGAGCAGCAGCAUCAGCAGGAGAAAGAGCAAUCGCUUCACCAGCAAGUGUGCAGCCUUGGUGAAGAAGCAGCGGGCCAGAAUGUACAUCCUCCGCCGCUGCGCCACCAUGCUUCUUUGCUGGUACAUUCAUGGAGAUGAUUAACUAGCUAUCAGCCCUUUUAGCUAGCUCUGCCUUAAUUUACAUAUAACUAGUACUAUAUGCAGCUUCUUGUUUUUCCUUUUCCCUGUUAAGAUCAAUUCUCAGAAGAGCAGCCCUCGAUAAGAGCCAACUCCAUUAUCCUGCUUUCCCCUCUUUGUCAUUGGGGCAGUCCGGUCUGGUUCCAGAUGGGUCAGUGUUGUAGCCAGCCUUCUGGCACUUCUUAUGAGCCCUCCUUUGUUUAACUUUUUACCCAAUUGUUGGCAAAGCAUUGGGUUUUUUGGGCGCAUUAAGAAGCUUAUGGCUGCAUUCUGCUGCUUUUUAACAAACCGGCCAAGAUGGAUCGGUGAACGCUGAGGCUAAAAGGGAGCUUUCCGGCAUCUUCAAUGGUUCUCAGAUGAUAGCCAGCUCCUGGCACAAAGAAAGGGUUUUAAUAUGUACAAGUGCUAGCUGUGAUAUCUAUAUGUGUAACUAGCUUCCUCUCUGUAAUUCUCCCCUCUCCCAGGCAUAUAUAUCUGUAUGAUCAUGAAGGGAAUAAGAUUCAGAAUAAGAAUGUGGAGGGGUGUUGUCAUCUAUGUAUCCAAUUGUGAGAAUAAAAGCUUAUG
This is a messenger RNA of Diospyros lotus (date-plum), 959 nucleotides long. RefSeq names its product small polypeptide DEVIL 19-like. Gene Ontology annotation, biological process: negative regulation of cell population proliferation. Lineage: Eukaryota; Viridiplantae; Streptophyta; Magnoliopsida; Ericales; Ebenaceae. Bases 196 to 360 code for a protein of 54 amino acids. The record is from RefSeq and is a predicted model, not a curated record. The transcript has a single exon.